Messenger RNA from Ilex paraguariensis (yerba mate), 348 nucleotides. The record is from the annotation of a GenBank genome assembly. NCBI's taxonomy places the organism in Eukaryota, Viridiplantae, Streptophyta, Magnoliopsida, Aquifoliales, Aquifoliaceae.
AUGAAGAGAGUAGUAGCUAUAACUUUGCUGGUGGUGCUAGCCGUGGCUCAAUUCAUGGCGACCCCGAGCGAGGCAACCGUUACUUGUGGCCAAGUGGAGGCUUCUCUCUCCCAGUGCAUUGAGUACUUGAUUCGAGGUGGUACUCCAACGGGGCAAUGCUGUGCCGGAGUGAAAAACUUGAAGGAUUUGACUCAGAGCCAACCAGACAGGCAAGCUGCGUGUGAAUGUCUCAAGAAAGCUGCAACAGAUCACCCCAAUAUUAAGCCUGAUGCUGCCUCUGAUCUCCCUAAAAAGUGUGGUGUUCCAAUCAGUGUUCCAAUUUCUCCUACCGUUAACUGUGGCAAGUAA